GUGACGUUUUAUUGGAGCGACUGCGACGGAUUCGGAAGAUAAAUCGAGCUCGUUUGUUGGGGCAUUUGUUGUAUUUUUGUACAAAACAGAGCAAGAUGCCCAAAGUAAAGAGGAGUCGAAAACCUCCCCCAGAUGGAUGGGAGCUCAUUGAGCCCACUUUGGACGAGCUGGAUCAGAAAAUGAGAGAAGCUGAAACAGAGCCUCACGAGGGAAAGCGAAAGGUGGAGUCCCUUUGGCCGAUUUUCAGACUGCAUCACCAGCGGAGUCGAUACAUCUACGACCUUUUCUACAAACGAAAAGCCAUCAGUAGAGAGCUAUACGAGUACUGUAUAAAAGAAGGUUAUGCAGACAAGAACCUGAUUGCCAAGUGGAAGAAACAGGGCUACGAGAACCUUUGCUGCCUGCGUUGCAUUCAAACACGAGACACCAACUUUGGAACCAACUGCAUCUGCAGAGUGCCCAAGAGCAAGCUAGAAGUCGGAAGGAUCAUUGAAUGCACCCACUGCGGAUGCCGAGGAUGUUCUGGCUAAGCUGCAGUUUUUGGACUUGCAAAUCAUUUUCUGUUGGACAUCGUGCCUCACGCAGGCUCCAUCCUCACAACUUGGAGGCAACAUUGUUCUUUUUUUUUUUCAGUGAGCGACAUCAUUAUCAUCCUCAGCUGCCCUAGUAGGGGAUCAUUAUUUGGUAUUCUUCUAUUUCUAAACCCGAGGGAGCAAUAGAGAAUACACUGAAAGGGGCCAUAUUGUCUUAAUUACAUUAGUUGUUCUGUCUUCUUUUUAUACCUAACUAAAGCCCUCAACGAUUAAACUUUAAUCUAGGGAAUUCAGAUUAGUUAUUUCUAGAUCAGGCUGGUCAUUCCAGAUAGUCACACCCACUGUGAAGCUCAUUUCAAAUGUGUUUUACUUUACCUAAAGAGGGCUCAGAAGGAAAUGAUUUCCAUUUGACAUGUCAUUGCUUUACAUCUUAGAGCUUUUACGUCAUCGCUGUUGUUGUGCUAUAAUUUUAAAUAAAACAUUUCAGAUUCA
Messenger RNA from Acanthochromis polyacanthus (spiny chromis), 1025 nucleotides. RefSeq names its product BUD31 homolog (gene bud31). NCBI's taxonomy places the organism in Eukaryota, Metazoa, Chordata, Actinopteri, Pomacentridae. Gene Ontology annotation, biological process: mRNA splicing, via spliceosome. The transcript has 4 exons. The record is from RefSeq and is a predicted model, not a curated record. Gene Ontology annotation, cellular component: spliceosomal complex; nucleus. The coding region runs from base 96 to 530 and encodes 144 amino acids.